GUCCUGCCUUCCCCUUCCGGUCCCUCUCUCUUUAACUCCGGCAAAGGGGCCGGACGGACACGCCGCAACCAUGGCGCUCUACAACUUCAAGAAAAUCAUGGUGGUUCCGUCUGCCAAGGACUUCAUAGACCUGACGUUAUCCAAGACCCAGCGGAAGACACCCACAGUAAUUCAUAAGCAUUACCAGAUUCACCGCAUCCGUCAUUUUUACAUGAGAAAAGUAAAAUACACCCAACAAAAUUACCACGACAGGCUCACCCAGAUCAUCAUGGAUUUCCCAAAACUAGAUGACAUCCAUCCAUUUUAUGCAGAUUUGAUGAACGUUCUUUAUGACAAAGAUCAUUACAAGUUGGCUUUGGGGCAAAUUAACAUUGCAAAAAAUCUGAUUGACAACGUUGCCAAAGAUUAUGUACGGCUGAUGAAAUAUGGAGAUUCCCUUUACCGAUGCAAGCAGCUGAAGCGGGCUGCUCUGGGACGGAUGUGUACAAUCAUCAAAAGACAGAAGCAGAGCCUGGAGUACUUAGAACAAGUGCGUCAGCAUUUAUCUCGCUUGCCAACCAUCGACCCUAACACACGGACUCUCUUACUGUGUGGUUACCCGAAUGUUGGGAAAUCCAGCUUUAUAAACAAGGUGACGAGAGCAGAUGUAGAGGUGCAGCCGUAUGCCUUCACCACAAAAUCUCUGUUUGUGGGCCACAUGGAUUACAAGUAUCUGCGUUGGCAGGUGGUGGAUACCCCCGGUAUUCUGGAUCAUCCCCUGGAAGAGAGAAACACCAUUGAGAUGCAGGCAAUAACAGCGCUUGCCCAUCUUCGUUCAGCUGUCCUGUACGUCAUGGAUAUAUCAGAGCAGUGUGGGCACAGCCUGGAAGAGCAGCUCGAACUCUUCAGCAAUAUCAAGCCAUUGUUUGUCAACAAGCCUCUAAUAAUUGUAGCAAACAAAUGUGACGUGAAGAGGAUUUCUGAGCUUUCUGAGGAAAACCAGAAAAUGUUUGCUGAUUUAGAAGCAGAUGGGCUUCCUGUCAUUGAGACCAGCACCCUAACCGAAGAAGGAGUGAUUCAAGUUAAAACAGAAGCCUGUGACAGGUUGCUGGCCCAUCGUGUUGAUACCAAAAUGAAAGGAAACAAAGUACACGAUGUACUGAACAGGCUCCACUUAGCUAUCCCAUCCAAAAGGGACAACAAGGAAAGGCCACCUUUUAUCCCUGAAGGUGCCCUGCUCCGCAAAAAACGCAUGGAAGUUGAUGCGCCUAAAAAGAAACUGGAGAAAGACAUUGAAAUGGAAAUGGGAGACGAGUAUGUUUUGGAUCUUAAGAAAUACUGGGAUCUAAUGAAUCCAUCUGAAAAAUAUGAUAAGGUGCCAGAAAUCUGGGAAGGACACAACAUAGCAGAUUAUAUUGACCCAGAUAUCAUGAAGAAACUGGAGCAACUGGAGGAAGAGGAGGAGCUGAGGCAAGCAGCUGGAGAAUAUGACAGCGACUCAGAAAGUGAAGAUGAGGAAAUGAUGGGCAUCAGACAGCUGGCACAACAGAUUCGAGAGAAAAAGAAACUCAAGAUGUUGGCAUCCAAAGAGAAAGAUACACAGGGGCCCAGGAUGCCGAGAACGGCGAGAAAGGUUGAACGGAAGACAUUAGAGAAGGAGAUGACUGAUCUCGGGCUUGAUAUGACUGGUAAAAAUGAGGCACAUUAUGUAGCCCAGGCAAGAAGAUCCCGGAGUGUUACCCGUAAACGUAAACGAGAAGAAUCUGUAACACCUACAUCUGUGGCACGAAGUCGCAGUUCUUCCCGCACACCUCGCGAUGUAUCUGGCCUUCGAGACGUAAAGAUGGUGAAGAAGACUAAAACUAUGAUGAAGAAAGCUCAAACGAAAAUGAACCGGUUGGGCAGGAAAGGGGAAGCAGAUAGGCACGUCUUUGACCUUAAGCCCAAACAUCUGUUUUCUGGCAAGAGGAAAUCUGGUACAAACCAACGAAGAUAAUUGGCUCUACAAGGACAAUAUGAAAAUAGCAAUGCAAAUUAAAGGCAACAUAUAUAA
Podarcis raffonei (Aeolian wall lizard) is the source of this 2032-nucleotide messenger RNA. It is a transcript of the gene GTPBP4, whose product is annotated as GTP binding protein 4. Gene Ontology annotation, biological process: ribosomal large subunit biogenesis. The coding region runs from base 71 to 1975 and encodes 634 amino acids. Gene Ontology annotation, molecular function: GTP binding; GTPase activity; RNA binding. The transcript has 17 exons. NCBI's taxonomy places the organism in Eukaryota, Metazoa, Chordata, Lepidosauria, Squamata, Lacertidae. The record is from RefSeq and is a predicted model, not a curated record. Gene Ontology annotation, cellular component: nucleolus.